Messenger RNA from Parnassius mnemosyne (clouded apollo), 498 nucleotides. The record is from the annotation of a GenBank genome assembly. NCBI's taxonomy places the organism in Eukaryota, Metazoa, Arthropoda, Insecta, Lepidoptera, Papilionidae.
AUGGAUUACAUGUGGGCUCAAACAUUUAAAACAUUCUAUCGACUCCACGAUUUAGCAACUAACUGGGAACAGGCGCGGCAAAUUUGCGAAGCAGAAGGCACAUCUUUACUAGUACCAGGCUCACUUGAGGAAAUGGAAAACUUAAAACUCCUAAUAAGCAACAUGAAAUCCCGAUAUACUGCGAUAUUUAUUGGAAUACACGAUCAGUUUUCAGAAGGCGACUUUGUUACUAUUAGAGGAGAGACAAUAACAGGAACUAUUUUGGAAUUACUCUGGGCUGAUGGUCAACCAGAUAACAGAAAUACUACCGAAGAUUGUGUGGUAAUGACAAGAGAAGGCCUAUUUGACGAUAGGCCUUGCAAUGAUAUUUACCCAUUUGUUUGCAAAAUAUUGGGUAAUGAGAGUAAAUACAAUCAAAAGUGUGAUGGAUUUGAUGUUGGCGAGUUGACACAAAAUUAUUAUUUUUUUAAUUAUCGUUUUUCUGCACAUCACCUUUAA